AGCUGUGGGUCCUGUGCGUUUCCAUGAUUCUUGCACACUAUAAAUCCACCCCAGUACCCUCUUCUUUUCUUUCACAAGCCAUUCUUCCCUCCAUUUCACAGCUUGAGAGAACAUGUACCCUGCUGAGAUUGCUAGUGUUCCAUACUUAUCUCAUGCAAGUGCAGCCUCUUUCAAACCUCAUUACCAUGCAGCUACAAAUGACUUCCUCUUCCAGUAUAGCAACCUUCUGGUGCCUCAUCCUUCAUACUACCAAGAUGUUGCCCACCUGGUUUAUGAAGCAAGCUUGCCAGUUGGUAACAAAUCCAAUUCAGAGGAAUCAGAUGAUUAUCAACGCAGCCUUGCAGAAGAGCGCAGGAAGAGAAGGAUGAUAUCCAAUAGGGAGUCUGCCCGACGAUCACGCAUGAGAAAGCAGAAGCAGUUGAGUGAGCUCUGGGCGCAGGUUGUCCACAUGCGCAGCACCAACCGUCAACUCCUUGAUCAGCUGAAUCAUGUCAUCAGAGACUGCGACCGUGUUCUCCAUGAAAACUCGCAGCUGAGAGAUGAACAAACCAAAUUGCAGAAGCAGCUUGAGAAGCUCCCUGUAGAGACCACAGGUAGUGGCGUCAUGAGUCCUGACUCUUGAAGUAUCCAGGAUUACAUGUAUUAGAUGGAUAAUAUGAGACUUAAACUAAGAGGCUUCCUUCGUUCUAUCCUGAGAUUUCAUUUUUGUAUCUUUGCUCUAUGUUCGGUAUCAAUGUUAGUAUGUAGCAGCCAGGUGGUGACUAGUGAGUUCUCCAUUUUAUUUCAUCAUAUUCUAUUCAAUGUCAUAAAAGGAUAAAUUAGCAAGGAACUUCAUUAAGUUAUUUUCUCAGAAAACGGUCACAAGAUGAUCUGUUAGUGGAAUAAAUAGCCAGCUAUAUAUAUGAGGUCA
This is a messenger RNA of Panicum virgatum (switchgrass), 910 nucleotides long. Its product is annotated as basic leucine zipper 8-like. Gene Ontology annotation, molecular function: DNA-binding transcription factor activity. Gene Ontology annotation, biological process: regulation of DNA-templated transcription. The record is from RefSeq and is a predicted model, not a curated record. The transcript has a single exon. The coding region runs from base 113 to 622 and encodes 169 amino acids. Lineage: Eukaryota; Viridiplantae; Streptophyta; Magnoliopsida; Poales; Poaceae.